AUGAUUGGUAAGGUUGAAUAUUUGGAAAAAUAUUUGGUGGCACCACCACCUAGCAGAGACUACUAUGGCCUCAAAAUUCUUCAGGACGAGGUGAUACUCUAUAUCUGGAAAAUAUCUCACGGACCUCACAAGACGCCGAUUUCUCGUUGUACCAAAUUUUUUGAAUUCGAUCAGGACAAAGCUUUGCAGGAAGAUAUAAGUCGAUUUUUCGGUGAGCACUUCGUAAAUUACGUUAAAAGUAUCGCAGAAGGAAAAGGGAAUACGCUUUUGACAUUACCACGAUCUUCGAUCGGUAAAAUCAUUGAAUUUCUUAAGAUCGAAGAUAUCGUCAAUUUAUCAUCUUUGUCACGUAUUGCAAACGUAAUCUUUAGCGAUAAUUUCAUCUGGGAAGCUUUAUAUAGAAGGCACAAGAGGUUCAAUAUUCGUAGAGAGGAAAGAGAAUACGCUAUGGCUUAUGGUUGGAAACAAGCUUUCAAAGAAAAACAAAUGGCAAUUUCUACCGGACUACACAAAAUACCAGGAUCAACGAUCAAACAUGAAAACUUAAAAAUGCAGCAUCGAUUGACUAAAUCCAUAAGCGGACCAUUAAAAACUGUAUCCAAAACAUCAAGUUCGUCUAUGAACAGCGAAACUGUAACACCCUUGCAAAUUACUCAAAAAAAUGCAGAGACGAAUUUAACGAAAUCAUUUAGAAAUAACGUGAUCGAUAAUACUGCUAAAACGAUUCAAAUGGAUAAGAAAAUAAAUACAAACAUCAAAAAGAUUAAUAACGUAAAAGUGAAUAAACCGCAAAACAUAAAGAGUGUUAUUAAAGAAAAAUCGAAUGUAAGGAAAACAGAAUCGAAGCAUGACGUUCGUGAAUCAUUUUCUGAUUCGAUGACGGUCACUCGGAAAAAUGGUAUAACGCAACGAAAUCAAAAAUCUGUUGUUACCGCGAAAAAUACUAAUACGACAAUAGAUAUAACCGGGAAAGGUAAAUUCGGUGAUUCGAAAAAGAAUGUACAUAAUAAAAGUACUCUAUCGAUGAUAAAAUCGAACGAUGGAACUGCAACAGGUCAACAAAUCAAAAACAAAUCUCGAUCUAAAAAUAAAACCAAGGCGAAGGCAUUAAUACAAAAUAAUUCGAACGUUUUAAGUACUGACAAAUCUUUUUUGGACGAAUCAUUAGACAUGAAAAAUGAAAAUUUCGAAUUGGCUUAUCUGAUAGAGGAAAGUCUAAAGAGAAUUCGUAGUCCCAGGACAGUAUUUGAUUACGAUUUUAGUUAUCUCAGGGAUUCGAAAACUUUCUCUGAUCCAAUAAAAAAGAAAGAGGAAACUGGUAAAACAAUAAGUACGAUGAAAGAUUCGAAGCGAGAUCAAGGCAAUACGAGACUCGAUCGUCUAUCGGAAAAUUCUGAUUCUAUGACUACAUUAUCGAAUGAUUCUAUAAUAAACGAUGUUAAGGCGAAUGAAUCGGAUCAUUCUGGUAUUAAAAUUCCAAUGAGUGAAAAAAAUAAAUCUUGGGAUUCAAAAGUGACUACAUUAUCGAAUGAUUCUAUAAUCGAUAAUGUUAAAGCGAAUGAAUUGGAUCGUUCUAUGAUCAAAAUUCCAAUAAGAGAAGAAAACAAAUCUCGAGAUUCGAAAAUUAUUAUUGGUCGAAAUGAAACGAUCGAGCGUGUCAUCGAUUUUGAUAAAAAUUCUCCUAAAAAAAGUCCAAAAAUAAAGGAUGAAAUGGAUAAGAAAUAUUGUAUCCCUAAAGGGAUUCAAAUGUCCAUUAAAAGUCCAAAAAUAAUGGAUGGAAUGGAUAAGAAAUAUUCUAUCCCUAAAGGAGUUUUAAAUAGUAUUGAUAUAAUGAAAUCUUUAAAGUCGAGUAAUCCGGUGAUUAAAUCGACCACAAUAUCCGGGAAAAAUUUCAUGACGACUGCUACGAACCGAUUUGCCUUAAAAAAAAAUGUAAAUGAGUUGCGAAAGGAUCAAAUAAUAUAACACAAUUGAAAGAACGUAUUCAUGCAAUCCAAGAUAAGCAUGGUAAACGAUAUGAUAACUCGUAUGACGUAACACAUAACGCAAAAACGUUAAAAUUUUCAUUCAAACAAAAAAUUCUUAUUCGUCAUUAAUAUCUCGUAUCAUCCUGACAAUUAAUUGAAAUGUUUCUAUAUAUGAUCACAAUUUGAUGAUAUGUCCUUAAAUACAUAAGUUUUCGUCUAACAUCGUAUUUACAUUGUCACUAUUUUGAAAAUAAAUUUUAACUUUAACAUAA
Messenger RNA from Vespa mandarinia (Asian giant hornet), 2239 nucleotides. RefSeq lists its product as uncharacterized. Gene Ontology annotation, molecular function: protein binding. NCBI's taxonomy places the organism in Eukaryota, Metazoa, Arthropoda, Insecta, Hymenoptera, Vespidae. The record is from RefSeq and is a predicted model, not a curated record.